GUUUGCAGAAUUGUCUCGAAAAUAUUUAGAAUUUCUUUGGAACAUUUCUUCGUACAAUGCUUAUAUUUUCACAUAUUUUGGUAUAUUAAAAAAUUUUUGUCUUUCCAGAUGUUUGCACUACUUUAGCUCCAACGUCAAGUUGCAAGCCCACAGCGUGGACUGUCAACAAAUAAAUGACUGCGCGAUCAUAUUACCCAGCGAGGAGGACAAGUGGCUCAAUUUUAACAAUCACAGUAGGAAGGAACGUGUGCCGUCUGUCGUCUACGCCGACUUGGAGUGUAUCCUGAAAAAGAUGGACACGGAUCCGAAGACAUAUCAGCACCAUGAAGUAUUUAGUAUCGCUUAUUACCUGCACUGCUCAUAUGACGACUCGCUAUCAACAUAUCAGUUUCGUCGUGACAAGGAUUGCAUCGCAUGGUUCGCUGACCAACUAGAAGAAUUAGCAUAUCGUGUAAAGAAUAUUCUGUCGAGUAAUGCUCCCAUGCAAACACUUUCGAAAGAACAGUAUGAGAAAUUUAAUAGCACCACGCACUGCCACAUAUGCGAGAAACCGUUCGCGCCAGACGACACUCGGGUGCGCGACCAUUGUCAUCUAACCGGACAAUAUAGAGGCCCCGCACAUUCAAAUUGUAACUUAAAUUACAAAGAUGCGUAUUUCAUUCCAAUCAUUUUUCAUAAUUUAUCCCGCUAUAAUGCACAUUUCAUAAUUAAAGAAAUCGCUACCGCGUUCGAGGGCACAGUUGAUGUAUUACCGAUAACGAAGGAGACAUACAUUUCCUUUACAAAAAAUGUAAAAAGUACCAUAGAAAACUCAAAGCGACAAAAUUGCAUAAAGCUGCGAUUUAUUGACUCAUACAAAUUUUUGAGUACCAGCCUCGAUAGAUUGGCAUCGUUUCUCCAUAGAGACAAAUUAAAAAUUGUACGAUCUGAAUUUUCAACAUUAUCCAGCGACGAUUUCGAUCUAUUGACACGAAAAGGUAUAUUUCCCUAUGAAUAUGUGGAUUGCGUGGACAAGUUGCAGGACCCGUGUCUACCUCCGCCUCCGCGCGAGUCAUUUUUCAGUUCUUUGACCGGAGUCACCGUAUCCGAGAGCGAUUACGUGCGCGCCGAGAAUGUCUGGCAGCGGUUCUCCAUCCAAACCUUAGGCGACUACAGCGAUUUAUAUAUGAAGAUAGAUGUCUUGUUAUUGGCCGACAUUUUUGAAAAUUUACGCGAUAAUAGCAUCAACAGUUAUGGAUUAGAUCCAGCGUAUUAUUAUACUUUGCCUGGUUUCACGUGGGACGCCAUGCUGAAACACACGCCCGUAAAUUUCGAGCUGCUCACAGACAUCGACAUGGUCAUGUUUUUGGAACGCGGUAUACGCGGUGGUUUGAGCCAGUGCUCGAACAGGUACGCUCGAGCCAAUAACAAGUACAUGCAGUCUUACGAUCCAUCGAAACCAUCCUCGUACCUGAUGUACUUUGAUGUUAAUAAUUUGUAUGGUUGGGCGAUGUGUCAACCACUACCAUAUGCAAAUUUUCGAUGGAUCGAAGAUAUUACGAAUUUCGACGCGAGCGCAAUCGCUGCGGACUCAUCGACAGGUUACAUUCUCGAGGUCGAUCUCGAAUAUCCGCAGCAUCUUCACGACGCGCACAUUGACCUACCGUUCUGUCCAACGCGCGAUAAACCACCCGGCAAGCGGCAGGAUAAACUUCUCGCGACAGUGUAUGAUAAGAAGCGUUACGUCAUACACUAUCGCAACCUGCAACAGAGCACGCGUCAUGGGCUUCGCGUGACAAAGAUACACCGUGUAUUGGAGUUUUCGCAAUCUCCAUGGCUCCGCGAUUACAUCGAGCUUAAUACUCAGUUUAGAACACGUGCGACAAACGAUUUCGAAAAAAAAUUUAUACAAAUUAAUGAACAACGCGGUAUUUGGCAAAACAAUGGAAAAUGUACGGAAUCAUGUCGACGUUAAACUUCUAACAAAGUGGGAUGGUCGUUACGGUGCGGAGGCGAUGAUUUCGAAACCAAAUUUUCAUAGUCGCAGCAUUUUUU
This is a messenger RNA of Vollenhovia emeryi, 2034 nucleotides long. RefSeq lists its product as uncharacterized. Gene Ontology annotation, molecular function: DNA binding; nucleotide binding; DNA-directed DNA polymerase activity. The record is from RefSeq and is a predicted model, not a curated record. Bases 293 to 1954 code for a protein of 553 amino acids. Gene Ontology annotation, biological process: DNA replication. The transcript has a single exon. Lineage: Eukaryota; Metazoa; Arthropoda; Insecta; Hymenoptera; Formicidae.